Messenger RNA from Grus americana (Whooping crane), 1338 nucleotides. It is a transcript of the gene EMC6, whose product is annotated as ER membrane protein complex subunit 6. Gene Ontology annotation, cellular component: membrane; EMC complex; endoplasmic reticulum. Gene Ontology annotation, biological process: autophagosome assembly; protein folding in endoplasmic reticulum. The coding region runs from base 809 to 1141 and encodes 110 amino acids. NCBI's taxonomy places the organism in Eukaryota, Metazoa, Chordata, Aves, Gruiformes, Gruidae. The record is from RefSeq and is a predicted model, not a curated record. The transcript is spliced from 3 exons.
AAAUGUAAGGAGAAAUAGCUCAGGAAAUCCAACUUUGUUUUAUUGUGUGUAAAAUCAAGUGGAAUAGCAGUACAAAUAGCAGUGUAUCUUUAUAGUAACAAAAAUAACUUCAACUUGAAAGCCUUAAAAUUUACCACUGAAUUCUUAAGUUAUAAAAUUCAAAAGCAGUAUUGUAGUAAUUCGAUAGAUACAAAAAUGGUAAAUAGGCAUCUGCUGGUGCAUACAGAACAGUCUGAGAUGCAUCUCAAUCACAACAUACAUACAUGGCACAGCAGUAAUGUACUGAAUAAGUUAGUCUGCCACCUCCUCAUGUUCUAUUUACAACAGCUUACCUGAAGACUGCUUAAGGAAAGUAUAGAUAUGUAUAAAUCAACUGAAGGGGAUUAAGAACUCCAGUUUUUGGAUAAUUGUAGAGCUAGCUGGUUAACAAACCACUAGGAUGCUAGAUAAUUAACUUAGUGUUACAGCAAGAAUCUUAAAUCCUGUGGCAUUUGAUUUAAACAACUUAGUAUCUUACCAGAAGUUUAAAUUUGGUCAAGAGGCACUUUUGGAAAUUACUGGCAUAUUCAUCUCUUCCAUCCAAUAAAUCAGUGAUUUAAGCAAAGUCGUCUAGAAGACCAAAAUCCACCCCUCACAAUUCAAGUCUGAUAGAAGUAGAAUGAAGAACUGAAGGCUCUACAGCUACAAGCAGCUCUUUUGGGUGUGAGGCGUGACUGUCGGGCCCGGCCGAGGGUGCCGCGGAGCAGCGCGCCGCCGUGGAUGAGAGUUUCGUUGGGAGAGAGGAGGUCCCGGAGCCCGGCUGGGAGCCAUGGCCGCGGUGGUGGCCAAGCGCGAGGGGCCGCAGUUCAUCAGCGAGGCGGCGGUGCGGGGGAACGCCGCCAUCCUGGACUACUGCAGGACGUCUGUCUCGGCCCUGUCGGGCGCCACGGCCGGGAUCCUCGGCCUGACCGGCCUGCACGGCUUCAUCUUCUACUUCCUGGCUUCCGUCCUGCUCUCCGUGCUCUUGGUGUUAAAAGCCGGACGGCGAUGGAACAAGUACUUUAAAUCCCGAAGGCCGCUUUUCACGGGGGGGCUUAUAGGAGGGCUCUUCACAUAUGUCCUGUUCUGGACUUUCCUGUACGGCAUGGUUCACGUCUACUAAAACAACUAGGAGCCACAUUAGCUGCAGCGGUUUUUAAUGAAGCAGGAGGACUGUUGCCAAAAGUCAUCUACACAACUAGGCCAGCUUACCUUUUAAACUGUUGUUCAUCGCUUGUAUCGUUAAUACUGUCAGUAAAUUAUGUCCAAGUACAAAUGAAUCGGUAGUACUGUUCCAAUUAAACUGAAUGUGAAACACCA